AAAGGAAGUGCCCUCCCAUUUUGAGCACAUGACUGGUGGUACUCCAGUAAGCCACAACAGAAACGUUUGUAGUGUUGUCGGGCUAAUUUUUGCCUAGCUAGUAUUUUUUUCUGUCGUUGGCUGUGCAUAGUUGUUUUUAAAAUGAAGCUGCAGUGUUUAGUCGUUGCUCUGUGCUUCGGCCUCGGUGUAAUGGCUGGGAAAUACUCUCGUGAAUUUAACGAGCCCAAGCCGAGCGGCAGUGAUGGACAGCCGGUGGAGUUCAGGAUAGCUAAAUUGAGCCAGGUGUGGGAGAAGGCUAAACGGAUGCAGUUGUCCCCAGUGCGGCAGGCGGAGCUGCACAGUGACCUGAAGAUCCAGGAGAAAGAUGAGCUCCAGUGGAAGAAGCUGAAGGUGGAGGGGCUGGAUGAGAACGGGGAGAAAGAAGCCCAACUCCGACGUAACUUCAAUGUGAUCCUGGCCAAGUAUGGAAUGGAUGGCAAAAGAGACACUCGAUCACUGGAGAGCAACUCCCUGAAGGACCACGACACCAAAGAGGGAGACAUAUUUGAUGAUCCCAGGCUGGACAAACUGUGGAACAAGGCCAAGAGCUCCGGGAAGUUCUCCAACGACGAGUUGCUGAGUCUGAAGAGGGAGUUCCAGCAUCACAAGGACAAGAUCCACGAGUACACCAUCCUCAUGGAUACCGUCAGCAGGACAGAGGAAAUACACAAGAAUGUGAUCUCUCCCCUGGAGGGCGAUGCCAAAGAGCCUGUGCUGCACCAGAAGCACACGGACCUGAAGCAGAAAAUGAGAGACCUCAACCAGGGCUUUGAGCGCCUCCGUAAGCUCAGCCAUGAGGGCUUCACUGAAGACAGCGAGUUUCGGGAGCCCCGUGUGAUUGAACUGUGGGAGGCUGCCAAGAGAGCCAACCUGAGUGAAGACGAGCUGGACUCUCUCAAGGAGGAGCUGCGUCACUUUGAGACAAAGGUAGAGAAGCACAGCCAUUACCAGGAGCAGCUGGAGCUUUCCCACCAGAAGUUGCUACACGUGGAGUCUUUAGGAGACAAAGCGCACAUCAAGAGGAACCAGGAAAAGUACAACACGCUAGCGGAGAAGACCAGGGAGAUGAGUUACAAGAUGAAGAAACAUAUGCAGGACUUGUCCAACAAGAUCUCUCGUGAGGGACUGGAGCACAAUGAGCUCUAACUCGGAUCAUGAAGGUUAAAUGCACUUCCCUCUACAACCACACAACGUACGUUACGUGCCCCCGUUCCCCUUUAACUACUGAAAAACUAGUUUUCUACUUUUCUAGUGUUAGUAGUAGUUGAUUUUCCUAGAAAUCGCUAAAUGAAUGAAUGGUUUGUAUAGAAUAUGAGAGGCUUCUUAUUAAUCAGCUAGCAUUAUUGGGGUAACAAACUGGUCAGCUGAUCAGUCACAGUACAGAUAAAAUAAUGAUGGAAUAGUUUACAUAGUUUACGGUUUCUGGGGAACAGCCAGCCGACUUCAUCUUGUAGGACUAUUGGCACAUUACUGGCCAGACAAUUUGUCCACACCCAUCCAUCAUUACCGUGGUCUGCUGACAUUUUACGUUUAUUAUCUAAUCAAUGUAAAAUGAAUAGGGCUUUGCAGAUUCAGGUAGGAAGCACAGAAACCCGGAAAUGUAACAGCAAUCUUUAAUCAGUACGAUACAUGUGCCAACAACAUACAAACAGUAAUAUUUUAAAAAUAUAAUUUAAUAUGGUUAUCGUCUUGCCAUAAAUAAAAGCAGUUACUAUUUACAAAUCCUGUAGAGGAAAGCUGUCCCUGUAGUGACGUUAAAGGGAUAGUUCGGAUCAUUUGAAGUGGGAUUGUAUGAGGGAUUAUGACAGCAACGGUGAAAUGCUGUUCACUGUGGAGAAAACCUUUUAUUAGCUAGAGUAUACAGAAGAAGAACUUUUGCAGAGGGAGACAGGAAUAUGAACAUUCUACUUGUAGAAUGUUGUAGCAGUGAGUGAAAAUAUUCUAAAUGUAGCGUACACUUAACUAAUGAUUGAACCCCACUUCAGAACAUCUAAACUAUACCUUUUAACAUUUUUGGUUAAGUUUUUCUAACUCUCUUCUACUCAGACACACCAGUGGGGAACUGCCACCAUAAAAAUAAAUUAGCGCCAAAUGUUUGACAAUUUGUCUUGAUGAUAUCAAGAGGGAGGUGAGAAAUGGAACACACACUGUGCUUUUUCAUUCAUCAAUUCAGACCAGAAGCAGACAUUGAUUGCUGGGAUGAAUAAUGUUGCCGUUAGGGCCACAUAGUCCUGGAUUAAUGUAAUUUGUAUUCAAGGUAUAACUCAAAGAUGCUUCAAAUGCUUUUAAGAUCUGAUGUGGAAUGAUAGCCAAGCAGGCUGGGACUCAAGUGUGGCUUUCUCAUUGAUCUCUCAACUCUUAGUAAAACAGCCAGCCUGAAGAAACUAAAUCUAGCUAGAAUUUAAGAUUAUCUAAAAUAUCAGUGCCAUACCCUCAUAAUUAAGGCCAUUUAUACCAAUGCUCAACAGUCACCUGAGAGAAUCUAAAAGAGGCAUACAUAAGUACCAUGCAGCAAAACGACAAUUAUUUCUGUGGUAAAAAGUCAAGCACUAAUUUAAGUACAAGAAUAUGAGAACUUACAACACAUCCAAGAUGGCAGCUGCGUAAGAGACUUCCCAGACAUUUCCUUCUAAUUCUUAGUGGAAUGGAUUGUUUGUGGACAUUUCUGUUCACUGGUACAACUGUGGCUGUGUUAAGUACAAGUAGCAAUGUUUGGUAUGACCAACUGCAAUUAAGCGUAUUCAGAUAGAAUCUGCAAUGAACUGUCGAGUUGGGUGUGUUUGGUGGCCCUCACCGCCUGCUCUCCAGCUCAGUCAGUCUUUCCUCUCUACCCUGAACAUGCUCCGCCCCCACUCUCUGAGCUGUUUCCAUGGCAGUGAUGUUGAGGUGGGCGUACCUGAUGGAGCCCUCUUCUGGUUGGGAAAAUCAGUGGUAAUGACAGAGAAAAAAGAGAAGACAUUGGUGUUUCUACUUUGUUUUCUGUAACUUAAAAAUUGUCACAUCACACUGUCAGUCCCUACGAUGCAUUGAUCAGUUACUUUGUUUUAACUAACAAAACUACCAUUAAUUUAAUGCGAUUGUAAAAAUGCAUUAAGAUGAUCUCUUUCAUUUUCCAAUUUACAGCUUAGAAUUUAGAUUGUUAUAAAAUGCUUUGUCACUUUUGUAUUCCAUCAUUUUCACAGGUCAAUGUAUAAUAAUACCACAUAAAUUAGUACUAAAAGAUUGUUUUUCCCAAUUAAGUGUACCAAAUUUUUUUUUUUAAGGACCGCUGGAAAAUGAGCACCUCUGUAAAAAAUAAAUAAUGUUUUGUCAUAA
This is a messenger RNA of Perca flavescens (yellow perch), 3354 nucleotides long. RefSeq names its product low density lipoprotein receptor-related protein associated protein 1 (gene lrpap1). The transcript has 8 exons. The record is from RefSeq and is a predicted model, not a curated record. The coding region runs from base 142 to 1185 and encodes 347 amino acids. Gene Ontology annotation, cellular component: endomembrane system; endoplasmic reticulum-Golgi intermediate compartment; plasma membrane. NCBI's taxonomy places the organism in Eukaryota, Metazoa, Chordata, Actinopteri, Perciformes, Percidae. Gene Ontology annotation, molecular function: receptor antagonist activity; low-density lipoprotein particle receptor binding; heparin binding. Gene Ontology annotation, biological process: negative regulation of receptor internalization; negative regulation of very-low-density lipoprotein particle clearance.